GCACUCGCAGUUCGCAGUCAUUCAAUAAACUUCAAGCCUAGUGGACAUUCGAAAGUUAUAAGUUCUUUUUUCUCCAUAUUACCAAUAAGUGUGACAGUGAUACAUACCUACCAUUAUUUCUGCUGCGUUCAAUAACCUUUUUAUUAUUAGCCAGAACGGCAUUUUUACAGCUGUAAACGUAAGCUGUUUCAUCCGGAUCGUGAUCUAAGCACGGAAUUCAUCUUCGGGAGGGGAAACGCAGGGCCCAACUGCUUCCUCUCGGAACAAGUAGGCGGAUUUUCUGGAAAUUUUGACAGCAAGGAGCGAAAGUUCAACAAAAAUAACAUCAGCAGCUUCAACUGUACAUACACUUGUGCAUAGGAGCAAAUAUAAAACCGAAAUGAUGGCUGAGUCAGACAACACGGCGGAAGCGACCAGGCGGCUCAAUGUUAAGAAACAAACCCUGGACGAUGCGUAUGCCAUCCCGGCCAAUUUCCUCGAAAUUGACGUGGUAAAUCCGAUGACGACGCUUACGGCCGGCAAGAAGCGCUACACAGACUACGAGGUCCGGAUGAGGACCAACCUGCCCGUGUUUAAGGUGAAGGAAUCCAGUGUCCGAAGACGGUACAGCGACUUUGAAUGGUUGCGAAAUGAACUCGAACGGGACAGCAAGAUCGUUGUACCACCACUACCGGGAAAGGCCUGGAAACGUCAAAUGCCGUUCCGUGGCGACGAUGGCAUCUUUGACGAGAACUUUAUCGAAGAGCGACGAAAAGGUUUGGAGCAAUUUGUGAACAAGAUUGCCGGGCACCCGUUGGCUCAGAAUGAACGCUGUCUGCAUAUGUUCCUGCAGGAGCCAACCAUCGACAAGAACUACGUCCCGGGCAAGAUACGGAACACGUAAAAGCAUGCAGUUACGGGACAGAGAACCACCUCCUCGCUGUUAUUUCGUUGUACGAAAGCGAAGGCAAGGAACAAGAGUCUUGUAGACAGUUUGCUAACUUCCCGGUGCGAACAAUUUUGGAGGAAUGGUUCAUAAAAUAGCAGUUAUGAACGAACUUUAUAUUUAGAGACAAAUAUUUCAACAACUACAAAACAAAACAACUACCCAAACUACAACUGAUUAUGUUAGACUUUCUUGUUACAAAAGAUCUUCGGUGUUAAGAAGUUCAUCGAAUCAAUCAGAAAAGUAUAUAUUGCAGACUAAUGUUAGGUUCAAAUUCGCGUAAUAUCAAACAAAAACACAUUACAUAAAACGUUCUGUCCUUUUGGUGGAUUUUGAUUACUUGUAUGUAUAUAUUUAAAGGAUAUCACUAUCAGCAACAUUUGGCUAAGCGUUACGAUUUUCUCUAGGAUCUUUCUUUAAGGAAAACGUAACUCUCUGCUUUAUCGACGUUCGAUUUUGAUCAAUUCUUGGACAUCUUUUUCGAAAUGCCAUUCUUAUAUAACCUGAAUUGUUUAAUUUUCAAACAGUUUGCAAUCACAAAUCACUGUUGAUGUAAAAAACUUAAAAAAAAAACAUAGAAUCUGAUCCUCCCACCCAAAUUAUCCCCAAUUCAAAUAAAACUUCGGAUAUUAGUAUGGUUAUUAUUUCUGUAGUUAGGUAACGUGAUGAUCAGCCGUUGGUUUUCCUUCUAUCUAUACAUAUUUGGAAAUACUGUAAUACAAAUAUGGAAGGUCGGUGGUCCUUUCAUCAGGAAAAACAUACGUGAAUUCCACAGUAUUCCUUCAUCAAUAACACUGCUGUUCGAUUUACGAAUUAUCAACUAUGCAUGCAGCAACAGAUGACAGAAAAAUUAAGGAAAAACGGAAUAAAAAUAAGUAACCUGUAUUUUUCUCGGUUUUAUAAUCCCAUCAGCAAAAAACCAGAACGAAACUAUACCACACGUGUGUAUGUGGGAAUUGGACAGAAAACGUGGAAUUUGCGAAAUAAAUCAUUUUUUUCCUUUCAAA
This is a messenger RNA of Uranotaenia lowii, 1932 nucleotides long. Its product is annotated as sorting nexin-12-like. The transcript is spliced from 4 exons. NCBI's taxonomy places the organism in Eukaryota, Metazoa, Arthropoda, Insecta, Diptera, Culicidae. The coding region runs from base 380 to 883 and encodes 167 amino acids. Gene Ontology annotation, biological process: late endosome to Golgi transport; endocytic recycling. The record is from RefSeq and is a predicted model, not a curated record. Gene Ontology annotation, molecular function: phosphatidylinositol-3-phosphate binding. Gene Ontology annotation, cellular component: retromer complex; early endosome membrane.